AAGCAAUAAUAAUAUAUAUUUAUUCUUAAAAAAAAAAUAAUUUCUAAUCAAACAGUGCAAAAGAAAUUGGAAUCUCAAUACGGAGUGUAAUAUUCGUAGAUACAAAAUCACAAAACACUAAUACACUCAUAUUUUUAUUGUGUUCUAAUUAGAAAUAUCUUGAUAACAAUCAAUAUUUAUCUAUUUAUAAGCAGCCUUAGAAAAAAAUCUUUGAUAUUGAAACAUAUAAAUGGCUUGGGGGUUUGUUACUUGCGGUCCCAACGAGGCACUUGUGGUUUCAGGAUGUUGCUACAUGAAACCACUUUUAGUGCCUGGAGGUCGUGCAUUUGUUUGGCCAACUAUACAACAGGUUCAAAGAAUUUCCUUGAAUACUAUGACACUGCAAGUUGAAAGUCCUUGUGUCUAUACCAGUCAAGGUGUACCCAUAUCGGUGACUGGAAUUGCCCAAGUGAAAAUUCAAGGUCAAAAUGAGGAUAUGCUUUUAACUGCAUGUGAACAGUUUCUGGGUAAACCAGAAUCUGAAAUACGUCACAUUGCUUUAGUCACUCUGGAGGGUCAUCAACGAGCCAUUAUGGGUUCUAUGACUGUGGAAGAAAUCUACAAAGAUCGCAAGAAGUUCAGCAAACAAGUGUUUGAGGUAGCCUCCUCGGAUUUGGCCAAUAUGGGUAUAUCAGUGGUCUCAUACACCAUCAAAGAUAUACGAGAUGAAGAGGGAUAUUUGAAAUCUUUGGGUAUGGCCCGAACAGCUGAAGUGAAACGUGAUGCCCGUAUUGGCGAAGCUGAAGCUCGUUGUGAUGCCCAAAUUAAGGAAGCCAUAGCCGAAGAACAACGCAUGGCUUCACGUUUUCUAAAUGACACCGAAAUCGCAAAGGCCCAAAGAGAUUUCGAAAUUAAGAAGGCUGCCUACGACGUUGAAGUUCAAACGAAAAAAGCUGAAGCUGAAAUGGCCUACGAACUUCAGGCGGCCAAGACUAAGCAACGCAUCAAGGAGGAACAAAUGCAAGUCAAGGUAAUUGAGCGCACCCAAGAAAUUGCAGUGCAACAGCAGGAAAUUCAAAGACGUGAAAAGGAACUUGAGGCCACAGUGCGUCGUCCUGCGGAAGCAGAAAAAUAUCGCUUGGAGAAAAUUGCUGAGGCCAAUAAAAUGCGCAUUGUCAUGGAGGCUGAGGCAGAAGCUGAAUCGAUCAAAAUACGUGGUGAAGCUGAAGCUUUUGCCAUUGCCACAAAAGCAAAAGCUGAGGCCGAACAAAUGGCCCAAAAAGCCGAAGCUUGGAGAGAAUAUCGUGAAGCUGCCAUGGUUGAAAUGUUGUUGGACACAUUACCAAAGGUGGCCGCUGAAGUUGCUGCUCCACUCUCACAGGCCAAGAAAAUUACCAUGGUCUCUAGUGGACAAGGAGAAAUUGGUGCCGCUAAACUCACAGGCGAAGUUUUGCAGAUUGUUAACAAAGUACCAGAGCUGGUCAAGAAUAUAACUGGCGUCGAUAUCGCUAGGUCUGUGCAUGCUGCUUAAAAGUAUGACUCGUAGAAUUCGUAUUGGAAAAAAACAAAAAAAUCAACAAUUUUAUUACAUAAUUUUUACAAAACAAAAACACAAUACAUUUAUGACACAUGAAUUAUGAUUGAUUGAUGAUGAUUCAAAGAUAACGCCUCACCUAAAGGUGGCAACCAUUCAUCAAUUAUCUGAUCCUUUCCUACUUUUGUUAGCUUUUGAUACUUUUCCUUAUCGUAAAUAUAUUAAAAAAAAACUUGCAUUUAUAUCACAAAAACUAACAUCAUCAACCAUCAGAAUUCGUGGAUUUACUUUUCGCACACACAAGUUUUCUCAUAAAAAAGAAAAAACAAAAAAAAAAAAACGAAAACAAAGUUUCUUUUCUCUUGCAUUUGUUUUUGCUAAUAUAUUAACAAAAUUACAUAUUUUUUAAAGAAAAUUUACAGAAGAGGGUAUUUAAAAAUAGAAAUAUAC
Messenger RNA from Stomoxys calcitrans (stable fly), 1963 nucleotides. It is a transcript of the gene Flo1, whose product is annotated as flotillin-1. Gene Ontology annotation, biological process: protein localization to plasma membrane; positive regulation of cell-cell adhesion mediated by cadherin; positive regulation of endocytosis. Gene Ontology annotation, cellular component: plasma membrane. The transcript is spliced from 7 exons. The coding region runs from base 230 to 1510 and encodes 426 amino acids. Lineage: Eukaryota; Metazoa; Arthropoda; Insecta; Diptera; Muscidae. The record is from RefSeq and is a predicted model, not a curated record.